GGCUGCAGGACCAGGACUAUGUCCACCAUGGUGUACCCAAGGGAGGAGAAACUGGACAAGCUGAGCCAAGAGGAGAUCAUUUCCAACACCAAGCUGGUGAUGCAGGGGCUGGAGGCGCUCAAGAACGAACACAACUCCAUCCUGCACAGCUUGCUGGAGACCAUCAAGUGCCUGAAGAAGGAUGAAGAAGCCAACCUGGUGCACGAGAAAUCCAACCUGCUCCGCAAAUCGGUGGAGAUGAUCGAGCUGGGGCUUGGAGAGGCUCAGGUGAUGAUGGCGCUGUCCAACCACCUGAACGCGGUGGAGUCGGAGAAGCAGAAGCUGCGGGCUCAGGUGCGGAGGCUGUGCCAGGAGAACCAGUGGCUGCGCGACGAGCUGGCCAACACCCAGCAGAAGCUGCAGCGCAGCGAGCAGACCGUGGCUCAGCUGGAGGAGGAGAAGAAGCACCUGGAGUUCAUGAACCAGCUGAAGAAGUAUGAUGAGGAUGUCUCGCCUUCGGAGGAGAAGGAGGGCGACUCCACCAAGGACUCCCUGGACGAUCUGUUCCCAAAUGAGGAGGAAGAACACGGUCCUGGAUUGCCCCACCAGCACAGCAGCGCGGUGGCAGCUGCCCAGCAGGGAGGCUACGAGAUUCCCGCACGCUUGCGCACCCUCCACAACCUCGUCAUCCAGUACGCCUCCCAGGGACGCUACGAGGUGGCUGUGCCUCUCUGCAAGCAGGCGCUGGAGGACCUGGAGAAGACAUCGGGCCACGAUCACCCCGAUGUGGCCACCAUGCUCAACAUCCUGGCGCUGGUGUACAGGGAUCAGAACAAAUACAAAGAGGCAGCGCACCUCCUGAACGACGCGCUCUCCAUCCGGGAGAAGACCCUGGGCAAAGACCACCCGGCGGUGGCUGCAACUUUGAACAAUCUGGCUGUCCUCUACGGCAAGAGAGGGAAGUACAAAGAAGCAGAGCCCCUGUGUAAGCGAGCCCUGGAGAUCCGUGAGAAGGUCCUAGGCAAAGACCACCCCGACGUGGCCAAGCAGCUGAACAAUCUGGCCCUGCUGUGCCAGAACCAGGGCAAGUACGAGGAGGUGGAGUACUACUACUGCAGGGCCCUGGAGAUCUACGAGAGCUGCCUGGGUCCUGACGACCCCAACGUGGCCAAGACCAAGAACAACCUGGCCUCCUGCUACUUGAAGCAGAGCAAAUACAAAGACGCCGAGGUGCUGUACAAGGAGAUCCUCACCCGUGCUCACGUGAAGGAGUUCGGCUCCGUGGAUGAUGAACACAAGCCCAUCUGGAUGCAUGCGGAGGAGAGAGAGGAGAUGAGCAAGAGCAAGCACAGAGACAGCGCUCCCUACGCCGAGUACGGCGGCUGGUACAAGGCCUGCAAGGUUAGCAGCCCAACGGUGAACACCACCCUGAGGAACCUGGGCGCGCUGUACCGGCGCCAGGGCAAGCUAGAGGCAGCAGAGACCUUGGAGGAGUGUGCAGUUCGCUCCCGGCGGCAGGGCAUCGACCCCAUCAACCAGACGAAGGUGGUGGAGAUCCUGAAGGAGGGCGACGGCACAGAGAGGCGUCGGAGCCUGGGUGGCGGCGUCAAGUACGAGAAUGCCACAGACGGUAGCGAGGAAGUGAGUAUGGGCGUGGAAUGGAGCGGGGCUUAAAUGCCUCCCGAGACUCCCUCUUACCCCCUCCACCGCAGCCAACCACCUGGAUGUGUGUGUUGUUACCUUCCGACUUUUCCUCCACCACCACCAUCCCUCCUUCCUCGCCGAGAGCUCCGCGCCAGCCCCCCCAACCCUCCCGGCGCGCGAGGGCACCGCAGCGCCUGCAGAGGAGCUCCCGGCCCCCACGGGGCCCCGCUCCAGCCCCGUGGCCAGCAAGAGCAGGAAGGAUCUCCGUUUUGGGGCACGGAGGCCUGGCCUCGGCAGGCCCAUCGUGUGCCCGCUUGCUUUCUUCCCCCUCCCCCUCCCCCCCCAUAGGUUUUUUAGCUGAUUUUAGCACCCCGUAGCAAACCUGCGCUGGCCGUCCUCUCCCUGCAGCACGGGGCAGUCCCCGCAGUGCUCUCCUCCUCCUCCCCACAGCCCAGGAGGCUCUCAGCAGGGUUUUGGAUGUCCCUACCAUGCACCCCAGGUAUGGGGUGACAGCCAAGGGACACCUGGCUGCUGGCUCCUAACCCGAUGCUGUGGCUGAGCUGGCGGGGUGGCAGUAAGAGCAAGCGUCCCGUGGCUCCAGGGUCCCCGCACGUGGCUGAGAGGCGAGGGUGAAGCUGUUCUCUGUUUUUUUCGGAGGCAGAAGGAUGGGUAGGAGGAGAGCGGAGCUGCUCUCCGAGCAGGUACCAGUGGCUGAGGGAGAGAAGGGGCUGGUGUGAAGCACAGCAGGGGGAAGAAGGAGGUGCGAGGAAGGGUGUGAGGGAAGGAAGAGCACGAGGGAGAGGUGAGGGGGCAGGAGGGAGGUUUCCAGAGGAGGAGGAGGCUUUCCUGGGAAGGAGGAAGAGUUCAGAAACACGGGACCUGGCUCACGAGGCACGGUCCUCGGGGCUGCGACUCGCUGUCCUUAGCCACGUGGACAGGAAGACCCAAACCCUCUUACAGGGGCCACAGGGCUGACCCUGGGCUGGUGUGGGGACAGCUCAGCACCCGCAGGGAAAAAGCCAUCUUUUCCCAAAAGCAGCCCAUUUUGCCGUGAGCCCCAUACCCUUGGGUGCACGCCCCCAUCCCACCCGCUGCGGGGAGAGAGGAGCCUGGGGAGGCUGCGGGGAGCAGGGCAGAGCCUAGAGGCCAGCGCAGGAAUCCCCCCCCCCCUUUAUUUAUUUAGCUGGGUAGUUUCCUGCUUGUCACCUGGCAGUAAGAAACCUGCUCGUGUCUGCCUGAGCCUGGCUUUCCCCUGCUGCUGGUGGUGCUGGUGGUGGUGCAGAGGCCUCGGGGAGGCUCUCCUGGGAGCUUGUGCUUGCUGGAAAAGCAGGGGGCUCGUCCUCGGGACCACCACCACGGGGAUCUGAGGGCUGUAGGGCUGCGCCGUGGCCGCCUCUCCCUCCCACCACGUGCUCCUCGGAGCGCGGGGAGCCCCCACCCCCCCCCCAGCACCACCCGGCUCGGCGCUCUGCCGCGUCCCCAACCUGGUGCUGUACCCACUGUACCUCCUGAUUAAAGGCAGACAGACCCGAA
Messenger RNA from Anas platyrhynchos (mallard), 3156 nucleotides. It is a transcript of the gene KLC4, whose product is annotated as kinesin light chain 4. Gene Ontology annotation, cellular component: cytoplasm; kinesin complex. Lineage: Eukaryota; Metazoa; Chordata; Aves; Anseriformes; Anatidae. The record is from RefSeq and is a predicted model, not a curated record. Gene Ontology annotation, biological process: microtubule-based movement. Gene Ontology annotation, molecular function: kinesin binding.